GGGGCUGCUGAAAAGGGACAGUGAUGCUUGCUGUGGUGUGCCCUUAUUGCUAAUGGACCUGGGAAUUUGACUGAAAAGAGGCAGGCUCCCCGGGAACAGGUCUGGGAAGAACGUUCCAUGCGCAGAGGGUUGGUGUAGGAGCAGGAGGGGAGAAGAAGAUGCCCUUGUUCUUGGGGCUUUGCUCCUGCACCUCACAGUGCUCCAGGAUUCUCAGACUGAUGUAUCAUGAUGGCAGCAAACAGGAGCCAGAAAAUGCAGAAUGGAAGUACAAAGGAGAACGUGCUGCAGAGGGUCUUGCAGCUGCCAGUGGUGAACGCAACAUGCGAAAGCCUUCAGAGGACGUACACCAGCACCAAAGAGGUACACCCACUCGUGGCAUCGGUGUGUGAGGCCUAUGAGAGAGGAGUCAAGGGGGCCAGCUCGCUGGCUGUGUGGAGCAUGGAGCCUGUGGUGCGCAGACUGGAGCCUCAGUUCACAGCUGCCAACAUCCUGGCCUGUAGGGGCUUGGAUCACCUGGAGGAGAAGAUCCCUGCCCUCCAGUACCCAGUGGAGAAAAUUGCAUCUGAACUGAAGGACUCCAUCUCCACCCCCAUUCAAAGUGCCAGGAGCACCAUUGGCAACUCCAUAGCUGGCACCUUGGACAGGGUCUUGGGGCUGACUGCUGAGGGUUAUGAGCUGACCAAGAGCACAGCAGAAUAUACCUGGAGCAGCCGGGUUAGCCAGAUGGCAGCUGCCGGGGUAGAUGGAGCCCUGGGGCAGCUAGAGAAGCUGGUGGAGUUUCUCCUGCCAGAAGAGGAGCAUGAGCCAGCUCAUGAGCCCACAAGGGUGCAUGGAUCUGAAGUGAUGCCCUCCCAGCAACAGCCUAGCAUCUUCACCAGGAUCGGUGCUUUGGCCAGCACGAUCUCCCACCGCGCCUACCAGCAGACAGCCAGAACCAUCCAGCGCACUAAAGCCAGAGGGCAGGAGCUGACCAUGUGGAUUCCAGGCUUGGGUGCUGUGGCCAAGCAGAGCACGGCCAAGGCCCAGCAGGUCCUGUGCGAUGUGCAGAAUGCAGCAGCUGGUUGGCUAAGCAAGGAGCAAAGUAAGGAGCCAGAACAGGAGCAAGAGGAGGAGGAGCUGGAGAAAGAAGAAACCAAAGCAAGUGAGAUGGCUGAGGUUGCCAAGACUCCAAGCCUCCUGGGCAGCAUGGCCCAGAACCUACAAACUGCCUAUCUCUCCACCAUCUCCAGCGUGAAGAGGGUCCCCUCUGCUGCCUGGGGGACAGCUGGGGAGCUGCUCCAACUCACCCCUCGCAAGGCAGCUUCCUUAGCCAGAGAGAAGGUGGGCACUCUGGGGGAUGCCCUACGCACUGUUACUGGGAGCAUGAUGGAGACCGUGUCCCGCUACGUGCAGCUCCCCAGGCUGCUGGCAAAGAAAGAGGAGACGCUGCAUGAGAAUGAGCCCACUCCUGAGCAACACCGAAGUCAGGAGGGCUCCAGGCCUGUGGCUUCCCCGUCCCUGGAGAAAUCCCAGCUGCGAGGAAACUGGCGAGCCAACCGAGCUCACCAUCCCCUCUCCUUCCUGGGACUGGAGGAUCCCUUCUUCCUGCAGCCGAGCUCCUUCCAGCGCCAGGCUCCACGGCGGAGCCCAACCUUCGAGCCCGACUACCCCAUGACCCGCAAAUCUGCCUUCUCCCCCUAUAGGGAGGGGCUCAGCACCAGGAGGGUGAGCAAAAAUUCAUACCGCUACAGCCCUGAGCCUGUGUACACCAGGGCUAACUAUAGCAACCUCUACACCAUGGCCUUCAAGAAGGACUGAACGGGGGCGGGGGCCAGAACUCGCUCACUCCCUGCUUCACACAUGCCAGCCUGCACCUGCUGCGCUUAGUGCCUUGUCGAGCAUCAUGCUGUUGGUUUCAGUAUUAGGACCCUCAGGAGUUAAUCUCAAAGCAGUGUUCCCUCUGUACAGCCCCAGCACAGACAAGGGGACAGGGACAGGGACUUACCUUCACCUCUGGCACCAGGGUCGCUUGCAGCUUGAGGCCAGGAGUGAAAUGAGUUUGACAGUCCCAGCUCAUUCCCUUUCCCAGCAGGCCGGGUGCGUUCAAGCCUGUUUCUGUGUGUCUGCCCGGAAUGGAGCUGGCAUGGAGACUAAGACUGACUUGAGGCCCUGCUUAGUGGGGAGGCCUGCCGUGCAGUAUCACUAUGACCAUGGGGGGAAAACAAGGGCAGGGUUGCAGUUUUGUGUCACUACCCAUCCCUCCAAGGUGACCCCACAGAGAAAGAAAUGGGAUUGUGCCCUGUUGGCUUCUUUCUGAAGAGAGGUCAGAGGGUCCUCAAUCCCGAAUUCUGCUGGUAUUUUACAGCAGGCGCUGUAUCAGGAAUGUCAGGGCUGGUCCGUGCUGGUUUUACCAGUGGAGCCGCUGGGGCUUUUGCAUUAUACUGGGAGUCUUCUCAGCCCUCAGUUGAAGGGACAAAGUGCUAAAUCCUUAGCAAAGAUGGCCUUUCUCCACAAGGUUCACUGGUCCUUGUAGUAACAUGGCUUGCCAUGUGUGUCAUUCUGGGUUGCUUUUAUUCCCCCAAACUGCCUUGUGAGGUAGAUGGAAUAAGCAGGCCAUAGUGUGGGGCGGGGGGGCCAUUUCUGGCCCCCUCUUGCCUGUGAUGGGUUGAAUGGCAGUGACACAGUAAGAGGCAGUUUCCUGAGUGGGAAGGUGAGGACUGGAAGCAGGACAAUGAAGGAAGAAGCAGCUCUACCGUGAGGGAGCAGAGGAGAGGAGGAGGGGGAAGAGGGAGCAGAGAAGAGGGAAAGGGGAGCAGGAAAGGGCAGGAGCUGGGAGGCCAUGUUGCCUAGGGCUGGGCCUUGCUCAGUAGUGCUUCUCUUGCAUGUACCCUGUGUGGGCAGCAGCUGAGACGGGGCUUGUCUUUGCACUCUAGGCUGGUGGAGCCAGGUUCUGCUGCAGACCAACCCCUCCCAUCAGACAGCAGCUUUAGAAAUGCCUGAGGGGGGAACGUGGCUUGCAUCCUCGUUCCUUCCUACCCUCACCCGCACAGGCCAACCCUGCCUCUGGCCUAGUCUUCCUCUGCAGAAGUCACUUGAGACCCAGGGGCAGAAGUCCCUGCUGGACGGCAGGAUCCAUGGGUGGGAGCUCCCCAGAACCAGGCCAUCUCCUUGGCCCUCCAUGUGGUGUUAGGGCUUUGUGGUGUCAGUAACAAGGCAUGUGUUAUGCAGGCUAUGACAUGGGGGAGCUCUUAGAGCCCCUUUCUUCCUAUCCUGUAGGAGCAGCUCAGUAUCCGGGUAGGUUCCCUGCAGGAAGGUGAGCUGCAUCCCCCGCCCAGCUGUGUGUUUCCCCAUCCCCCAAUCAGGGCAACCGGCUCUUCUAUUUACUGCAAUAAUAAACAUUCCCCACUUGU
Messenger RNA from Dermochelys coriacea (leatherback sea turtle), 3389 nucleotides. It is a transcript of the gene PLIN1, whose product is annotated as perilipin 1. The coding region runs from base 226 to 1797 and encodes 523 amino acids. The record is from RefSeq and is a predicted model, not a curated record. Gene Ontology annotation, biological process: lipid metabolic process. Gene Ontology annotation, cellular component: lipid droplet. Lineage: Eukaryota; Metazoa; Chordata; Testudines; Dermochelyidae. The transcript has 9 exons.